Messenger RNA from Sugiyamaella lignohabitans, 1560 nucleotides. It is a transcript of the gene APE3, whose product is annotated as Ape3p. Lineage: Eukaryota; Fungi; Ascomycota; Dipodascomycetes; Dipodascales; Trichomonascaceae. The record is from RefSeq and is a predicted model, not a curated record. The transcript has a single exon. Gene Ontology annotation, molecular function: aminopeptidase activity; metalloexopeptidase activity. Gene Ontology annotation, biological process: proteolysis. Bases 1 to 1560 code for a protein of 519 amino acids.
AUGAAGACUACUUUAGGUUUGGGUGGGAGCCUAGGUGUUUUACUGGCUAUGGUCGAGGUCACUUCGGCGCUGACUCUUCCUGUUAAAGGUGAUUUCAAUCAAUUUGUUCUCGACGCCAAACAAGUUGUAGAUACUGACUCCCUACAACAAUAUAUUACUGAGAAAGGGUUGUCCAAGAGGGCCGCUGAACUUUACGAAAUUGCCAAAGAAAGUGAAGCUGAAUAUCACCACCCCACUAGAGUCAUAGGAUCGAAGGGUCACAACGGCACCAUUGACUAUAUUUUAAACAGCUUAGAAGAAUUCGGUAGAGAUUAUUAUGAUGUUUCUUUACAAGCAUUCAGUGCGAUUAGUGGAUCGCUCUUUUCGUCAUCUUUGACUAUCGAUGGGAAAAAUAUUUCUGAGGCAUCUGCCCUCUACAUGAGCCCUCCUACCCCUGAUAAGAAACCAGUCACGGCUCAUUUGGCUAUUUCUAGUAAUGAUGGUUGCAAGCCAUCUGACUUUGGCCCUGAGGUCAACGGUUCAAUCGUCCUCAUCCAACGCGGAAAUUGCCCGUUUGGAGAUAAAUCAGAGCUUGCUGGCUUAGCUGGUGCUGUUGCAGCUAUUAUUUAUAAUAAUGUUGAUGGGGAUAAUAUCCCCGGUACCUUAGGAACUCCUCUUGGUCAUGAAGUUCCAACCAUGGGCCUCUCCAAGAAGCUGGGUGAUCAUUUUGUGGAGAAGGUAAAACAUAGCUCUCAGUCUUUGAAUGCUACUAUCGUUGUUGAUUCUCAGAUUGACAUUGUUGAUACUUUCAAUGUCAUUGCCGAGAGCAAGAGAGGUGAUAAAGGAAAUGUGGUCAUGUUGGGCGCGCACUCUGACUCUGUUGCUGCUGGUCCAGGUAUCAAUGACGAUGGUAGCGGGACUAUUUCGUUACUUGAAGUAGCUCAAGCUUUAACUAAUUUUGAGGUGAACAACGCAGUUCGUUUUGCUUGGUGGUCUGCUGAGGAGGAGGGCCUUUUAGGAUCAGAUCACUACGCUUCUAAUUUGCCUGAAUCUGAGAACCAAAAGAUCCGACUUUUUAUGGACUAUGAUAUGAUGGCUUCACCUAAUUAUGCUUAUCAAAUUUAUAAUGCGAAUAACGAAGACCACCCAUCUGGAUCAGGUGACUUAAAACAAAUGUAUGUUGAUUUUUAUAAAUCGCAUGGUCUUAACUAUACGUUCGAACCUUUUGAUGGUCGUAGUGACUACGCUGGGUUCUUGGUUGCUGGAAUUCCUUCUGGAGGUGUGGCUACUGGCGCCGAAGGGAUUAAGACCACUGAAGAAGUUGCUCUUUUCGGCGGCAACGCAUCAAUUGCAUAUGACCCAUGUUAUCACCAGCUCUGUGAUGACCUUUCUAAUGUCGAUUACGAUGCUUGGGUUAUCAACACCAAACUAAUUGCACAUUCAGUUGCUUCUUAUGCCAAGUCUUUCGGCAGUUUCCCUGUUCGAGUUAAACCUGAGUAUGGACAGGUUGGCGUUGCCAGCUCCAGUGUUUCACAGUCUGCUAUGCAAUUCCAAUAUCGCGGCCCUUAUGCUAUCUUUUAA